This is a messenger RNA of Clunio marinus, 207 nucleotides long. The record is from the annotation of a GenBank genome assembly. Lineage: Eukaryota; Metazoa; Arthropoda; Insecta; Diptera; Chironomidae.
AUGGCUGAAGUAAAAAAAAAUCUUCCAUCAUCCAUCUACGAAUUCACAAUAAAAGAUUUGGAAAACAGAGACGUAGAACUAUCAAAAUAUGAUAACAAUCAAGUGUUAUUGAUAAUGAAUUUUGCAACAAACGAUGAUUUGGCCGAUAAAAAUUUCCUAGAAUUGCGGGAUUUGAAGCAGAGAUAUCCUGAUGGCAAGAAUUAUUGA